This is a messenger RNA of Nicotiana tabacum (common tobacco), 1617 nucleotides long. The record is from RefSeq and is a predicted model, not a curated record. Lineage: Eukaryota; Viridiplantae; Streptophyta; Magnoliopsida; Solanales; Solanaceae.
AUGUCUGAAUAUGGCGAUGACGUAGAGGCAGAUAUGGGAGAAAAUCCUUUUGUAGACAUCGAGGAGUACAUUGAGGAUACAAAUGCUAUUGUACCUCCAGCUGUUGGCGCUGCAACAUUCAAAGUGGAACACGGUUUAAUCCUUAUGCUCAAAGCAGAAGGGUUCUUCAGAAAUUCCACCGAUGAUGAUCCAACACAACACCUUAGAAACUUCUUGGGUGUGUGUGCAAUGUACAAGCAAAAUAAUGUCUCUGAUGAUUCCUUGAGGUUGAGAUGCUUCAAGUAUUCUCUAGCUGGGAAAUGGCUCCAGAAUCUGCCACCGAACUCUAUCCAUUCUUGGCCCGAACUUGUCCGGGCGUUCUUGUCUAAGUGGUUCUGCAAAGUAGAACAGUUGUGUGAGGCAUGGGAUCGAUUCAAAUUAUAUUUGGUGAGGUCUCCAAACUAUGGUUUUCCAGAUUCUAUGCUAUUGGAAAAAUUCUAUAUGGGUUUGGAUCCUAUGAACCAAGCUAUAGCCAAGAAUGCAGCUGACGGAUCUUUCAUGGAUAAAUCAUUCGCAAGGGUGACACAAAUCCUCGACAAAAUGGCAAAGCAUAACCAAGCAUGGCACUCCGAGGACACAACAGGUGGAAUUAAAUAUGGUUCCCCUUCCUUGAGCAACAUUAUCAAGGAAAAUCAAGAGGGAGAUCAGGUGAUUGCAGGGCUCGCUACAAAUGUCAAUGUGUUGACAAAGAUGUUCACCGAGAGCCAAACGAAGAAAGUGAAUGCGGUGGAAGAUGUGCAACCCUUAUCAAAUGAGGAUUUUGAGGAAGUAAAUUAUGUCAACAACCCUCAAGGAAGGUAUCAAAGGCAACCAUACCAUGGUCAAUGGCAACAAAACCAAUGGAGGCAUACCCCACGAGGGCAAAGCAACCAACAAUGGAGACAUGACCAAGGUAGCUCGCAUCAAGGAAAUUGGAACAACAACAACAACUUUGCAAACCGUAGCUCCAACCCCUAUGUUCCCCCAAAGGUUCAAUACACAAAUCAAGGGUCCUCAAGUGAUUCUAAGUUAGAAAGCAUGCUUGAAAGAGUAUUGCAAAACCAAGAAAAGUCUGACACGUCCAUGAGGAACAUGACCGAGAUUGUUGGCUCUCAUACCGCAUCCAUUCAAAAACUGGAGAUGCAAAUGAGAGACUUUUCUAGGGAGCAAAACCCAAAGCAAAAAGGGCAACUUCCAAGUGACACUAUUUCGAACCCAAAGGGUGGUGGAAAUGGUCCAACUUCUCACGUCAUGGCAAUAACUACUCGAAGUGGGAAGGUGCUACAAGGAGAAAUUGAGCAAGCGGUUUUAGGGGAAGAGGCCGAACAAGAAGUUGAAGUGGAAGAGCAAAGGGUUGUUGAAGUUGGAAGGGUUCCGGAAGAAGAGAAGGCGCAAGAAGGAACCGAGAAGGGACCUCCUCCUUUUCCUCAAAGACUUGCGCGAAGGGUUGAUGAUAGCAAGCUUGAGAAGUUCUAUGACAUUCUAAAGCAAUUAUCGGUGAACAUUCCAUUCUUGGAAGCUUUUCAAGAAAUGCCAGGGUUUGACAAAUAUCUGAAGGAUUUGAUCACCAAAAAGAGUACCACAAAGAAUGAUGAGUAA